Molecule: messenger RNA, 1068 nt
Organism: Thecamonas trahens ATCC 50062
Lineage: Eukaryota; Apusomonadida; Apusomonadidae
Product: GlcNac transferase
Exons: 1
Coding region: 34-843 (269 amino acids)
Source: RefSeq, a predicted model, not a curated record
GCCACCCCUCUUCCCCCCUCACACCAACACAGAAUGCUCUCACACCAAGAAUUUGUGCCGUCAACACGCGCCUCCGCUCCUGCGGCCCGCAACCCUGUCUCCGGCUCGGCCUACGCCGCGUCCGAGAACAUGCCGGCACUUUCCAACGUCGCACCCAUCCGCCAGCGCGCGCCAAAGUCCAACAACAUUUUCGGCGGCUACGAGGCCCAGACUGCUGCUCCGGCUCGCGCUGCCCGGCCGGCCGCUCGCCCGGCACCGUUUGCCACCUCGCAGGACCAGUCGCAGGCUGAGACCUCCCGUGCCCGCCGCUUCCUCCGUGGCCCGCAGGAUCACGACAUCUUUGGCGCCGGCGAGGCGCCGGUCGCGUCGCCGCCCGCACGCGUUCCGCGUGCCGCGCCCGUCGACUGGGACGCCGAUGCCUACCGUCAGCCUGCCGCGCCGGUCUCGCAUCGCGCUCGCAUGUCGUCCGACAUCUUCCAUCAGGGCGGCGAGCAGUCCGCUCCGGCCGCGUACUCGCCGGCCUCGGCCUACCAGACUGCCUCGCGCGCUGCCUACGGCGCCGAGGCCGCCGAAGACUACGCCGCCCCUCGCGCGGUCGCUGCUGCUCCUGGUCCGCAGCUCUCGUACCGCCCGGUCGACAACGACAUCUUUGGUGCGCCCGCUCCGCAGCGCGUCGUCCGCCGCUCCGCCCCGGCCCCCGCACCCUACGCCACCGGCGCGAGUGCCGCUUGCGCCCCGUCCGCCCGCGAGGCCGCCGGCCAGGCCCGCGACAACAAGGAUCUCGCCCGGACCUACCGCCAGCGCGGCCAGUCGUCGUUCACCCUCUCCGACGGCUCGUGCUAAUCCCCGCAGCCUGCUGCCUCUUAUUUUCUUCUCUCUCCCACAGGGUUUGAGCUCGGCUCCCACCUCGGCACGCCUCUCUCCAGCCCUGCAACACGGCGCCUCUGGCGCAUAAUGUACCUUUGCCGGCUUGCGCGCGCUUCCAUCGCGCACCGGCCACAGCCUCCCGCUACUGUCAACAGCGGUGAGAUAGAGUCCAUCAAGUAGCCAAACGACUGUAGCACCAUG